Messenger RNA from Brassica napus (rape), 669 nucleotides. RefSeq lists its product as uncharacterized. The record is from RefSeq and is a predicted model, not a curated record. The transcript is spliced from 2 exons. NCBI's taxonomy places the organism in Eukaryota, Viridiplantae, Streptophyta, Magnoliopsida, Brassicales, Brassicaceae. Bases 1 to 669 code for a protein of 222 amino acids.
AUGUCAUCAUCGAGUUCAUCCGAUGAAGUCGAUGAAAGAUUGGACGAAAUUUGCGACGAAUACUUGGAAGAAACAUACAACGACAUAGUGGAGGCCCAAAGCAGACCGCAAAGGAGACGUGCUUAUGUAGAACGAAACCGUGAAACAGGACAAGACCGCUUAUGGAAUGACUAUUUCAGCGAAGAUGCGACAUUCUCGUCUCAAUUAUUCAGACGCCGUUUCCGCAUGAAUAAGGAAUUAUUCUUGCGUCUUGUUCAUGGCCUAUCAGAGCGCUUCCCAUGCUUUCAGCAAAGAAGAGAUGCGACCGGGAGGUGGGGUCUUACUGCACUACAAAAAUGUACUGCAGCUAUUCGUCUGCUUGCUUAUGGUACUGCGGCUGACACCGUUGACGAAUAUCUCCGACUUGGUGAGACCACUGCACUUUCAUGUUUACAUAAUUUCACUGACGGAAUAAUACAAUUAUUCGGAAAUGAGUAUCUACGACGACCCACACCGGAGGAUCUUCACAACUACUCGAUAUUGGAGAGGCACGAUGGUUUCCUGGGAUGGUCGGGAGCAUUGACUUCGAAGAUGAACGGGAUGGAUACUCUCGUAUUGAUAUAUCUGAAUUUGAAGAAGGAGACGUCCCCAGAUGUUCAGAGGUGGAAACGGAGAGGCCAACAAAUCUGA